This is a messenger RNA of Asterias rubens (European starfish), 3172 nucleotides long. Its product is annotated as CCAAT/enhancer-binding protein beta-like. NCBI's taxonomy places the organism in Eukaryota, Metazoa, Echinodermata, Asteroidea, Forcipulatida, Asteriidae. The coding region runs from base 284 to 1195 and encodes 303 amino acids. Gene Ontology annotation, molecular function: RNA polymerase II cis-regulatory region sequence-specific DNA binding; DNA-binding transcription factor activity, RNA polymerase II-specific. The record is from RefSeq and is a predicted model, not a curated record. The transcript has a single exon. Gene Ontology annotation, biological process: regulation of transcription by RNA polymerase II; DNA-templated transcription.
GCGCACAUCGCCAUUAUUGACUACAACGUGCCAAUGCAUGCAAGGACCGAGAACGUUGGCGAACAGUUAAUUCAUCGUGAACAAAUAUCGUCAAUUCCAGCCAAAUUGUUCAUUUUAUGAUUUGACAUCAUCCAACAAACUCCUCAGAGAUAACUGCUACUUACCAGCAUCAAGACUGUUAACUUGAACAAUUGAAAGGUUGUCUGUUUCACACGGCAGUACAACUUUUAAUUCACCAUUCGUUGGAAGUUCUCAACCAUGUGGCAUUAUUUCAACACUAGCCAUGGAUCCACCGGGUAACUUCUGCAUGUACAACGACUCUGAAUAUUUCGUCGACAAAAGCCUCCAGAAACCGGACGAGGUAUUUCUUUUCGGAGGUGAGGACAAUUCUAUGAAUUUUGGUGGACUUGCCGAUUACACCGGCCUAUUCGAGAACGAGAAUUCCAUUGACUUAAACGCUUACAUCAACCCAUCUGGCUCUACAGACAACUUCAUGCAGUUGUCUGAAUUGCUGCCAUCUUCUCCACCUAAGUCGACAAUUCUGAGUGAGCUACCCCCACCCUUGAUCCGCCCCGAAGAGGCUGUGUCUACAAAUUCACAGUCUUACCUGCUUAGUACAGCACCAUCUGACACGGUGGCUGAUUUGUCAGACCCAAUGCCCUCAUCUCGACCCCAAUUCAUGCCUCAACACCGAGCCCCGACGGAGGAAUCGGCCGCCCUGCAGGUGAAGGCGGAGCCCCAGGAGCAAGUCGAGCCUGCCUCUGGCUAUCUCUACGGAGACGAAAUCGACGAGGAGUACGACGACGACGACUCCAGCACAUACACAAGUGGCCCAUCCAGACCUACGACGCCUGUCCUGCCAAGCCCUUCGCAACGAGGCCGUAAACCAACACCAGGAAGAAAGAGCAGUUCCAAAUCCAGUCCGAGCAAGAGAGUUCGUUUCAUUGCAGAUAAAGAAUCGGACGAGUACAGAGAGAAGAGGUUCAAGAACAAUAUCGCAGUUCGCCGUAGCAGGGAGAAGAGCAAGGAGAAGUCUGCUCAGCUUCAGGGCAAGGUUACCGAACUAACGACCGAAAACGAACGACUCAACAAACGUGUGGAACUUUUGACUAAAGAAUUGACUGUUCUGAAGAGCCUGUUCACGAAUGUGGGCAAGACCGCUCCCCCUAGCCUGUCCAUGGUUACCAACAUGUGAAUAUAACACUAACAGUAGCUGUCAUAUUCCUGAAGACAAAGAGCUCGGGCAAAAGUUAAAGCCCAAAGUUGGGUUGAAUGUUUAUGGUUAUAUCAUAAGCACUGUUAUAGGAUGUUGGUUUCUAGCUGGGUGGAGCUGCAGUUGCCUUGGCACAGGGUGUUUGUACAGUAGACGAGCACUUGCUAGUCGUUAUGUUAAUAGUACUGCACCUUCAGUAUGUAAAAUUGACAAGUGUAAUGACUCUGUACGAGCGCCAUGUAGCUGUAGCACUAGGAGUAGUAAUACAACAUGUUGCAUUAGAAAAGCCGCAAAACCUAAUUUCAGGGUAAAAGACGAAUGUCAUGUAGUGUCCGUAUACUUACUGAACGUAGGGUUUUGUCACAGCUUUUGUUUGCACAGAUUUUCAUUAUUGGGAAAAUUUUGUUUGUUUGAAUUUUGCCGUCAUAGUUUCCACAUUUCUAGGUUUCUUCUUAAGUAUUUUAAGUAUUUCAAAGGUAGUGGUGUACGGAUAUGAAGGUGAUAUUUAGGUAACUUAAAUAACUAGUGUAUAAAUUGAAUAUGUUGCCAAACUAAUGCCUGUAUUGUUCCAAUGGCUUGGGAGAUUUUCCCACAAAAAUACAAUUUUGUGUGUUUUAAAUUUUUUAUUCUGAAUGUAAAUUACAAAUACAGAUAUUUAUUGGUUUGUAUGACUGUCAUAUUGUAUUACUAUUAGCUUCUAAAGAUUUUUCAAAACUAAUCAAAAUGUAUGAACAAAAUCUUACAUUUGAGAUGGAAACGAAUAUCUCGGUAUAAAUUUUAGUUCAAUUAUGAGAAGAGAAAAAAAACAUGUUCCACCAAUUUGGUCACUCAGAAAGCUGUAUGCUUAAAACCAAACUACAAUAUAAAGUUGGCGACAUGACAGUGUCUUAGAAUACAAUCUCUUUUUGCAUACUGUACAUUGUAAGACUAAGAGCUAUUGCAGUAUUACUAUCACUAGUAAAAGGUGUAAAGAAAAUCUAAACGGCGAAUUUCUUAAGUGCCAUGAGACACUGAAGGACUGUACAAGUCUAAUUUACAAGCUCAUCACAAUAUUAGCAAGUGAUUUUCUCUGCAUAAACAUUGCAAAAUGCUAGACAAAGUUGCUACUCAAGAAAUCAAUGCUACUCGAAAUAUUAAUCAUUGCUAAUGCUACUCAAAAUAGCACCUAAUGUCUGUGGAACGUGUUUGCUUAUACUUUGUUGUAUGCAAAAUUGAUAGACACUACAGGAUAAAAUCUUCCAAGAAAUUGCCACUUCAAUUUUACAGAAUUGUAUGGGUAAAAAAUAUUUGCCAUGGGUAUUUUAAUUGAUAUUGAUUGAACACUUAAAUGUUCUUUCAACAAGUAAAAUUAAUUCACAUUAUAAAGUGACAAUGGUUUGUACUUUGUGUUAAAAGUAAAGCUCCCUUUCAUGAAAACAUUUUUUUCCAAAAAGUAGGGGCCAAGAAUACAUGUUCUGGGAACUGCAUUUAUUAAGAACCGUACAAUUCCUAUUCGCUUUAGUUAGUAACAUGACAAUACCCCAAUGGUGAGUCACUGAGGUGGGUUAAAGUCCCAUAUAUUAAAUUUUCAUAUCAAUGAACACAGCUAGCUUGCUGGAACCAGUUCAAACCAGUUCCAAUCUUCAAUGUAGGCGAUAGGGCUUUGGCUUAUUGCGUGUGCCCAUAAAAGGUAUUCCCAUGAAGCCAUUGUUGACUGAACUUCUUUCAUCAAGAAGGUUGAUUUGAACUUGAACUUUGGAGUGUUUUUGACCCUACAUUGUGAAGUUUUUAAAUCUGAUUUGAUUGCAGAAAAGUUGAAUAUAUUCAGUCUAUUGUCUGUAACACUGCCGACUUGGGUUUAUUUUAUUUUUUAAAGAUUAAUGGUUCAUGUAAAACUAACUCUUAAUUGGAAAUCACUUCUAUGUCAAACGAUGAGGAAAAGAAUCAGUGUGUGGAAUAAAUGAGGAGAAAGAUUGCAAA